AAACCAAUGUGAUUUUUGGAUUCAGCUCAUCAAAAUUACCCUAAAACAGUUGAAAAACCACAGACAUUUUUUGGCUGUUGAUCUGUGUAAUCAAUCUUCUAUCGAUUGAUUAUAUAACUUCUCUUUGGCUGCUGAACUUUUUUUAACAGAACAACAUCUCCCAGUGUGGGCGCGUUUUCUCCUGAUUGUAGGAAAAAACUUCUAAACAAUCUUUCUUGAGUUUCUUGCUCAACUCUUGAGAAAAUACUUCGUUUGUUGCAUGGAUCUAUGAAGUCCUUCUUGGAAACUUUUCUUCAUUCACUCCCUUUGCUGCUGAUCCAGCCUGAUAACUUUACCUAACUGAAGUCGGUGUUUGCCUCGUCUCUCGUUGUUGUUCUGGUCUCCUUUCCGUCCCGUCUUCCUUUGUCCUGUCCUAUUGUUAUCAGUCAUGUAACUGGAGGUUUGACUCACUGGCUUUAUCCCACCAUCUGCUCCAGUUCUGGGCUGCAGCUCCAUAAACUGUAACGUGGUGCUGACUGAGGCCCAGGGCGACUUCACGUCACCCUGCUACCCCCAGAAAUACCCCAACUCUCACACCUGUAAGUGGACCAUGCAAGCGCCGACCGGCUUCAUCAUCCAACUCUCCUUCUUGGACUUUGAAUUGGAAGAGGCACAGGACUGCAUGUAUGACCGGGUCGUGGUGAACACCGGUAGCACUGAGUCAAAGUUUUGUGGUCUGACGGCCCGAGGUUUGACACUAAACUCAACAAGGAACGUGAUGGAGGUUUCUUUCAUCUCUGACUUCAGCAUACAGAAGAAGGGCUUCACGGUUAGCUUCCAACACGUCGCAGUGGCUUUGAGGAACCAAAAGGUGAAAAUCCCAAAUGGUAACGGACAAAUCGCAGAGGUCAUCAACUCCGUUUCCAUACCGGCGCUCAAUGAAUUGACCAUAUGCUUUGAGGUGGAAAGAACAGGCUCCAGACAGAAAGAAUGGCUCUUCACCUACUACGACAUCAACAACAACGUGGCGUUAAGCUUUGGCUACAAUCAGACGGGCAUGGAAAUGGUUAUUGACGGAGUGGUCUGCCCAGUAGAGUCGAUCAUCUCUGUGGCUGAGUUCACCUCUUCCAUGAAGUUCUUCUGUGUCCUCUGGAUGUCCUCCAACAGUCGUGUGGCUGCUUACUUCAAUAGGCGCUACUAUGGGAAGAGCUGCUCGCCAUCUAGUGGCCACUCUGUGCCAGCUGGAGGAGUCUUCAAAUUAGGAGGCUUAGGGGUGCAGAGUUUCAAAGGGAACAUGUACAACCUGCGCCUGUGGAACCGAGCCAUGACGGUCCAGGAGCUGAGCGGCUUGACCUGCGACAUGGUGGGGAACGUCAUCGACUGGGACAACAGCCAGUGGACCAUCUCGUCCUCUCUUGCUCAGACUGACAACACACUUAGCUGCAUCUGCUACCCUCAUUGCAUUCAUUUAACUGCUGCUGCGCCCACUAGUGGUUCCAACCCGGCUACAGGCUGCGACUCGGGCGGACUGGGCUGCUCAGCUGCUUCCUCUCCCACCAACUCAUCCACUGACUCCACUAACACCAGCCAUGCUAUUAACGCCAUCUCCCACGCCUCCCCUCCUCCCAUCCCCUCCACCUCCACCCCUAGCAUGCCUCUAACCUCAGCCUUCAGCACCAGCUUUAGCAGCAGCAGCACUUCCAGCUCCUCCUCUUCCUCUGCUUCUGCCUCCAUCAACACUACCACUACUUCGCCUCCAUCCACCACUGCUCCCAUUGCUUCAACCAGCAGCACACAUGUGGAGAGGACUUCUGCAACAUACCCCAAUUCUCCAAGGCCCAAACAUAAAACUCUAGUUAGUGGAUUAACUCCUGGAAGAAACUUUGGACUUUUUCAAUCGAUCAGAAGAACCCGGCGUGCGUUAUCGUCCAACCCCCGUUCUCUAACAUCCAGUCAGUUCAGUCCUACAGGUCAAGACUCCAGACCUCCAAAGUCACAGCAUCAGCCCAGAGUUAUUGCUUCAGCCACAGGUCCAGCCUCCCCAGUGGAUCCAUCACGCCCACGACCCCCCGCUGCCUUCCGGGGUUCAGCUUUCUAUCACAGCCCCAAACACUCCCUGGGGUUCAUCUCAACCCCCCUGAGGAAAAGGCCGAGUGGAGGAAGGCGACCAGCUGCCACCCGAGCAACCCCCAGCAGGGUGGAGGUUCGUGUGACAAAACCUUCCCCUCUAAAACCCGGACUGAAGUCGACAGCCAGCCCUUCCUCUAGGAACACGUCUCCCAUGUUGGGAAAUCAGCUAAACAGUUUGAUUUCCACAGCAAAGUCUUCAUCUUCCACCCAUAAUACCACAACAGUCAAGACCCCCACAACCAGUCGAGACUCUGAAACUCUUCUUGCACCCAUACCAUCACGGGCCUCGUCUCCACGGCAACAUAAAGGUGAGGUGUCAUCAUCGUCAGGGCUGAGUAACAGAAAGAGCAAACCUGUAGCGCCCCCUUGGUUCCCUCUGAGCGUCAGCGGUGGUGAUUUCCUAACGAGGAACUGGACGGAUCCUCUGGAGUACUCUUCAGGGUCUGACAUGUUCAUGUAUGAUUUGGGUGACAUGUAUGAGUACGAUGCUGUUUCCUCCCAGGAAGCACUUCCUGCCAGCUCUGUAACAAGAGUCAGUGACACUCUGAAGGAAAGCGAUGCUAAAGAAAUCUCUCCAAAUAACACGAGUCUGAUUGAACCAGAGUUUGAUGAACCGUCGGUGUCUUUAACCGAAACUGCAGCCUCACCCUCUGCUGCUGUUUCUCCGAAGGUUCCCCUGAAACAACUUGUUGCUGUUUCUGUCUCACAGCAGAAACCCAACAGAACUCCUGAUUCCUCUCUUUCUGUGGAACAAACUGGGUAUCUGCAAAUAACUUCAUCUGCCAAAAUUCAUCCCUCCCCUGUUUUUCUCUCUCUCUUCCCCGCCUCUCUUCAUCCUCCAUCUUCCCCACCGUCCCUUUUGGGUCCCACUGAGCCACCCUCUGUCUCCUCCAGCAGCUUCCCUCCUCUUCUCCAGCUUCAUGCCUCUCCUUGGGUGUCAGGAACCUCCCAUCCUUCUGGUGUACCGCUUCCGUCUCCAACCUCAACCCUCCAGAUGGGAUUUGACCCCAGAAAUCCAUCUGUGUUAUCACAUCCUCUCCUUUCUGAUUCCGUCUCUGAAUCCCAGAUCCCCUCUGGUGUUGGUGCACUCUUCCCUGAGUCCUCCAUGUCUUCUGAGGAAAGACUAUCCAGUGUAACAGUAACUGACUCUAAAUCAGACCCAUUAAGUGUCUCAGAUGGAACUCCACUGAACAAAUUCUUAAGAGGGAAUAAUCCAGUUUCCAGUUCACCUUCGGAGAAUUUGUCUGAGGUUUUGAGGCCAAUCACUCCGUCACUACAUCCGUUCUUACUCCAGCCUGAUCUGAGAGAUUUAAAGGAUGUAAAUCUGUUUCCAGAUCAGUCUCAUCUGGGUCGCCUAUCCACCCCAGCUCGGCUUCCUGCUUCCUUGUCCUCUUCGCCUUCAGAUAUUUUCCCUUCUGUCUUAAGCGACAGCCUGAGGACGUCGUCUGAGACGUCUCCUCCUUCUGUAGGGAACUCAAAACAAAUCAUAGGGAAUCCUGCUCUUUUUCUGGCCCAAACAUCAGCAGCUCCCUCUCAGGUGGAUCACGAUGACCCAUUUAUUCAGUCUUCUUUACCCUCGCCUGCCGUUCCACUGACAACACAUCGCAGAACCGCCGGAGCACAGCUGGGAAUCCCGGCUCCUCUGCCAAAUAACUCACACCGGAUUCCAAACUUAGCACACACACAUCAGCCUCUUUCUCCCUCUGUUCCUCACAUUCCUUCCCCUGCAUCCUUCCCCUCUCCCCCCACUCUUGCCUCCAGCAGGGCGACAUUAGCAACCGUCAGCGUGACAGAAGCAGAAAUUGGCUUUCUGUCACCCACUCGACCCGCAGCGGCGUUCCUGAACAAACACUUCCAGACCCCACACCGAGCCGACAUGCAGCCUUUUGAGCUCUUUUUCUCCCUCUCUGGGAAACAAUCUUCCACACUCUCUGGAGAUGAAUGGGAAGCCAUUCCCUCGCAGCCUUCGCUUCCUGCCAGAGACGCUGUCAGUGAUGAAGUUGACUCUCAUCCUGCGAACGGCUCCCUGAAAGCAGACGCCUCCAGAAUUGAUUCCAUAUUUGAUCUUGCAGAUGUCGCUCCGAAGAUGCUUCCUGCUGAAGAGCGAGUCUCUGAAGUCGGAGUGAGUUCUACGGCUGAGAGCAGGAGAGACGGGAUGCAGGAAGCUGCAACAGGUUGUUUGAUUGCUGCUUCUAAACACACAAACAAUCCAAGCAUGAUGGAUGCAUCUCAGCAAAUCACUUCUGCUGUUACCCCAACACCCCUGCCAUCUUCCGACCCCAAUCCAGCAGCUUCCAGGUCCCCCACCAGCUCUUCCAUCCAUGCCCCAAAUCAAGACAUCAUGUCUGGGCUAAAAGAGCUUUCCGCUAUCGCAGACACAAAAAACAUCUCCAUCAUGAAUAAAGACAUCAUUCUGAUGCUCAAAGACGCCCCUCUGGAGCCAGCCGAAGUGACAAACUCCACACGGCCCAAAAAUGCUUCUGAAGAUUCAAGUCCUUUAGAAGAACCAGCUGUUGCAAAGCCAAACCCGGCUUCAGAUCCGAACCUGUGGAACCACGGAGUUUUCCUAAAACCAUCUGCAGCUACAACUACUUCCUCCUCCUCAGCCGCUCCACUCAGAGACCCGAGUCCGACCACGCUGCGUCCCGCUCUGACUGCUGGUUCCUGCCACUGCAAACUGACCUUUGAUUUUCCGUGUCUGUGCAGAGAGUCAUCAGGGAACAACGGUUUGUUCUACCGGGUUUCCUUCACGGUGGAGUCUAAGCUCAGCCAGCAGGAGGUGCAGCGAGCCACAGCGCUUUGGAUUAAUCAAACUUUUCAGAACUGGACCCAUUCUUUGGAUUACAUCAGAGUUCAGCAGAACGCAGCCUUGAACAGUUUCACCUGCCAGGUGCUGCUGAUGAUCACCAACGAGAGCCUGGGUGAAGCCGACGUGUUGGACCAGCUGAACAACAACCCGGCCGGCACCAGCCUGCUGGGCCAGGCUGCCAACAUCAACGUUCACCAGAUCGAGAACUGCCCAGAGGACAACAACCUCCACUACCUGUGGCCUGAGACCAAACCCAGAGUCACUCACUUCCUGCCCUGCUUCCCCAACAAGGACCAGAGCGCCUCCAGAACCUGUUUGAUAAACCCAGAAACCUUCCAGUCUGUCUGGUCGGCUGCAAACCUCGCCAACUACUCAGUCACUGCAGAAAAUGCAGCAGGCGUGGCGGAGCAGCUGGCAAACUUCACCAAGAACACUCUGUCCAGGGAGGAGGUCUCUCAGGUCGUGACGAAGGUCCAGGAACUGGUCAGCGUCGCCAAGAUCGACACGGCGGUGGCCGAAUCAGUGGUCCAUAUCAUCUCUAACGUCAUGGUCAGCUCAGAGAAAGCGUCCAACAUAGCUCUGAAAGCUGUGGACGAACUGGCUAAGAAGGUGGAGUUUGAUGGUGCGUCGGUGCACAUCAACUCUAAAAACCUGGCUCUGGGCGUCCUGGCGCUCGACUCCAGAUCGUUCAACGGGACGUCAUUCAGCGCCUUCUUCCCUCCAAACUCCACUGACCCCCAGAUCGAGUUCGACCGGACAGCCAACCCGUUGGCUCAGGUCACGCUUCCCGCCUCGCUGCUCUCCGGAGUCUCUGCGGACGUUUUCAGCCGCUCGUCUCUGUCCAGGAUCAACUUCAUGUUCUUCAGCAGCCCCAGCCUCUUCAUGAAAGAGCAGAAAGGUUUGUCUCUGAACAGCUACGUGGUGGCCAGCAGCGUCGGGAACAUUUCCAUCACGGACCUGCAGGAUCCGGUGAAGAUCGAGAUCGCACAUCUGUCUGAUCAGGGGUCGUCGCGUAGAAAAUGUGUUUUCUGGGACUUCAGCAUGAACAGGGGCGAUGGAGGCUGGAAUAACCGCGGCUGCAGCGUUUCUAAAGAAUCGACCUCCAGCAGGACCAUCUGCCUCUGCAACCACCUGACCCACUUCGGCAUCCUGAUGGACAUUUCCCAGACUUCCUUUAGAAUCGAUCCAGAGAACAAGAAGGUCCUGACGUUCCUGUCCUACAUUGGCUGCGGCAUCUCGGCCAUCUGCUCGGCUGCCACGCUCCUCACCUACAUCGCCUUCGAGAAACUGCGACGGGAUUAUCCGUCAAAGAUCCUGAUGAACCUGAGCACGUCGCUGCUGUUCCUCAACAUCGUGUUCCUGUUGGACGGUUGGCUCGCCAGUAUGGUCUACAGCGAGGGGCUGUGCAUCUCUGCAGCCGUCCUGUUGCACUACUUCCUGCUGACGUCCUUCACCUGGAUGGGCCUGGAGUCGGUGCACAUGUACAUCGCUCUGGUCAAAGUCUUCAACACCUACAUACGCAGAUACAUCCUCAAGUUCUGCAUCGUGGGAUGGGGUUUACCUGCAGUGCUGGUGGGAAUCGUUGUCACGGCGAAUAAAGACUAUUACGGCGUCUUGAAUAACCACACCGAUGAUUCAGCAAUGAUGUGUUGGAUCAAGGAGAAGAGCGUUUUCUACACAACCUGCGUUGGUUAUUUCUGCCUGAUGUUCCUGCUCAACGUGGCCAUGUUCAUCGUGGUGAUGAUGCAGAUCUGCGGCCGCAACGGCAAACGCAGCAACCGCACCCUGCGAGAAGAGAUUCUCAGGAACCUGCGGAGCGUGGUGAGCCUCACCUUCCUGCUCGGGAUGACCUGGGGCUUCGCUCUGUUCGCCUGGGGACCCGUCUACCUGACCUUCACCUACCUGUUCACCAUCUUCAACUCCCUGCAAGGUCUCUUCAUAUUUAUCUUCCACUGCGCUCUGAAGGAAAACGUGCAGAAGCAGUGGAGAAGAUACCUCUGCUGUGGCCCCUACAGGCUCUCAGAAAACUCAGACUGGAGUAAAACGGCCACCAACAACACGAAGAAGGUGAGCUCAGACAACCUGGCCAAGUCGCUGUCCUCCAGCUCCUUCGGCUCCAGCACCAUCAACUGGACCUCCAAGGCUAAAGCCACACUGACACCGUUCUCCAAGCGAAACAGGAACACAGACAAAUGUUUCUCCAACCAGACCAGCCCCAAGUGUGUCUCCUCAUCCUCUUCCUCCUCGGAUGUGGAGCCUAACUCGUCUUCCUCCUCCUCCUCCUCCAUCCUUCCUGUCAGUCAGAUGAUUGACAAGGUGAGAGAUUACUGCUCCACGCGCACCGACAACUUCUACAAAAACAUCAUCAUGUCCGACAGUUUCGCCAACUGCACCCGGCUCUAGAGCUGCAGCUCCAGCUUCUGGAAGACCUUUUCUCUUUGUAAAUAUUCACGACUCGCUUUCAGCCUGGGAUGCGCCUCGUUCUGGAACAUCUUCAGGCGUUUAAGGCUCCUCUGUUGUUGCCAGAGGAGAUUGUUCUGAAUCUAAAGGAGCUUGGGGAAUCUUUGCAGAUCUGACCGGGAACGUCUUCUGGAACGUUUCCUUUUCCGUCCAGGAAAACGGAUCAGCCUUUCCGCCGUCCUAUUACGCACCUACAAUCUUAAGGAACAUGUUUUAUUUUAUUGUUUUCUUGUGUUAUAUGUGUUUGUUUGGUAUUGUAUAAGUAGUAGGAGUUUUACAAUGUGGAAAUCAUUUAGAUUGAGAAAUUUGUUCAAGUUCAGCUCAUUAAAACAGAAUCAGUGACAUUAAAAUCUAGUCCUGUCCUCAAAAUUUCUAUAAAUUAUGACAGAAUCAAUAAUUCAAUAAUUCCCCAAACCAGCUUUAAUGCAACACAGAAGAUUUUCUGAUGACCAAACGAGCAAAGUGUCUCAAGGCCAGAGAAACAACUGGCUGUUGCAAAAUAAAUUAUUAAAAAUAUAACAGCUGCAAACCGUAAGAAGCAAAAAAGUUAUUUUUCAAAAUGCUUGGUGGGAGUCCACAGCUGAGGGCUCCUGCUUUCUGCAUGGAGGGUCUUUCCUGGUGGUUGUUGGUGGUGGACUUUAAUUAUAAUAAAUAUUUACAUAAAUCUGACUGAGAUGAGACUGAGAUCAUGAAUUAGAAAUAAAUAUCUGGACCUUAUUUAGCCAUGAACGUUUAGACUUUCUUCUCUUAUAUAUUCCACACAAAAUCAGCUCAAUAAAAGACUAUAAAUCAUUUAAACAGUCGUCAAACCACCAAUACUGUAGCAGCUUAACUGAUUUAAAUGUAGGCGACAUGGACUUAUGGUGCCGUUUGUAAAGUCACACUGUCAAAACUGAACAGCAACAGUUUGGUUUAUAAAGCCAAACUGGAGAAAAACAUUAUUUCACUCACAAGUUCACCAUGUUGUUCAGUCAUUUAUUCACUGCUUAAAACUAAAUAUUUAACAUUUAGUCAACCAACUAAAUAUUUAGCUCCAAACAAAAUGUUCAGCAAGCUGAGUAUUUAGCUUCAAGCUAAGCAUUUAUAGUUACCAGGGUAAAUGCUUGAUUUUAGACAACAUGAAGCCACCUGUAAGCUAAAUAUUUAGUUAAGUAUGUAGUUGGUAAGCUGAAUAUCUAGCUCAGUAUAUUUGAUUUGAAGCUGUGACAUUUAUAAAUAAAUGCAUAACAUGAUGAAAUUAUUUACCAGCUAAAUAACCCAAACUACUGCUGGUCAUUUUUGACUGCAUGUGUUUUAUUUACUAUUGCAGCUGUAAUACAAAAAAUCUUUUCUGUAUUUCCUGAGUGGUUGAGAGCUAAAUGGUGGUUAAUAUGGUGACAUAUUUCCGUAUUGUAUAAGUUAUUUUCUGGCAGUAAGUAUGUCUUUAAGUGUUAUGGAAACAUCUGGCAGUGACCACAUGAUGCCUCCUGGAUUCAUUCAGGACUGAAGCUCCGCUGCUCAUGCAGACAAAAACCUUUUCCAUUUAAACUCAAAGAGAGGAAUGUUAAUCAUCACUUUAAUAAUCUGUUUAUACACACAGAAUAAGCUAUAAAGAGCAAAAUAUGGCAGCAGUUUUCACUCUGAUGUAGCUUCAGCCUCACCAAAGACAGAAUACUUUGGGUGAAUUUUGCUUCCUGAGUGUUCACUAGAACCAAAUGAUCUUUUGCAAACUCUGCAGAGCACAGAAACCCUCCUGGAAUCAGUUUGAGACACGUCAAGUCACAGGAACAAACCCUAAGUUAGAAACGACCCAUAAAACCUCCCAGUUUUCCACAUCCACGCGUCUCCAGGAUGACGAGGUGCUUCAGUUUGGAGCUAUAGGGUGGUCAGAGACGCUGAUGCGAUCCUACUGUAUCAUGUAACCGCCGGACUGUAAAAAGGGAAAGAGCCGGAGAGAAAUGGGCUGUUAUGUUCUGUUGUCUUUUUUAAUACUGUGAUGUUUGUUUGUGGAGCCAUAUCCUCUGUAAAUAGUGAUCUCUCUGUUCGAUGUGCCUCAUUCUGUGUGUGGAUGCAGGAAGCUGCAGUCCGGAUCGUUGUGAAGCUCCGAGUGCAGAACGGAUGAGACGGGAAAGACCAAACGGACUUGGUCCAGAUUAGACUUCUGUGUUGUUAGGAAACUGAUCUUUGAUUUCUCUCUGCAGCUGUUUGGGUGAAGAUUAAAUAAAUACACUUUAUUGUUACAUAAGCAGACUUUUUCCACCUUUAUGCUGCUUCAUUUUA
Molecule: messenger RNA, 9637 nt
Organism: Poecilia latipinna (sailfin molly)
Lineage: Eukaryota; Metazoa; Chordata; Actinopteri; Cyprinodontiformes; Poeciliidae
Product: G-protein coupled receptor 126-like
Exons: 31
Coding region: 590-7321 (2243 amino acids)
Biological process (GO): myelination in peripheral nervous system; adenylate cyclase-activating G protein-coupled receptor signaling pathway; heart trabecula formation
Cellular component (GO): plasma membrane
Molecular function (GO): laminin binding; G protein-coupled receptor activity
Source: RefSeq, a predicted model, not a curated record